GUAAACAAAAGUUUGUUUUGCUUGUCACCCGAUGGAAGAUGUAUGUGAGCAACACUCGGGUUAAUUGGACAACAGAGAAUGCUGUUUUGACAUUUGUAUAUACAUAUUUUGUCAUUUGCAGAGCUCGCAGCGUAUGGUGGCCAACAUGGAGCUGGUGUUGGUGCGCCAUGGAUUUGAGUACCGGACUCGGGACGGUCGGCUUGUGUCCAUCAAGCCCGACGAAACCUACUUCCUGGUGUCCAGGACUAACCAACACUGGUGGCAGGUGCGCUCCCACCAGGACCACACCGACCCUUUCUACGUCCCGGCUCAGUACGUCAGCCAGCUGGCCUCACCUGCAGACCUUGGAGAUCCCCGCCAGCGUUCCCCGUCUGCUUCCUGUGGGGACCAGGCAGAGAGCACACCUGCGCCACACCCAGGUGAUGGUGCACCUGAUGGUGAAGACGCCUAUGGGGAGGUGGAGUUGAGCGGUGGAGAAGAUGAGAGCCGUCAGUCUUGGUCCCACCUUUAUGAUGUCAUGGCGGAGGACAACAUCACACAAAAGGUGGACGAUGAAAGCGUGCGAGCACCGAUCUACGUCAACCUAGCCGAGUUCCGCCAGAACCCGAGCGGGUCGCCCCCCGACCACCACGGAUGGGAAGUGCAUGUUGACCCAGAGAGCGGACAGGAGUACUACUACCACCCCGCCACGGGGCGCACCACCUGGGACAGCCCCCUUGCCGAGUCGCCCCAAGAGCCCGACCCCGGCCCCGACCCCGCCGAGGAGCCCCGGUCCCCCGCGCCCACUUGGUCCCCCACCCGCAUCCUGUCCACCGCCUCCCGUCCGGCGUGGACCUCGGACUGGGAGCAGCUGAUGGACGAGAGCAGCGGGCUGCCUUACUUCUACAACGCCAUGUCUGGGGAGACGUCCUGGGAGCCUCCGGGCCUGCAGAGUCCGUACCUGCCUGCGAUGGAGCCUAUGAGCGUGCACCGGUUCCACCAGGACACGCCGCCUCCCCUGCCAGAGGAGGACUACCCAGGCUACGAUCAACCACACCCCCACCAGGAGUCCUCGGUCCCGCUGCUCCCCAGGGAGUACGACCUGAGCCAGGUGAGCCGCACCGUCAUCCCCAGGGCCGACCUGGACCGCAGCACCCCUGCUGGCUGGAGGCUCCACGUGGAACCUGACGGAACCUGGGUGUUCACCAGCGAGCACUCCUCAGAACAGUGGGUCAAGUCCGUGGACGACGUGGGCCAGACCUACUACUACCUAAGAGAUGGAUCCAAGUCCCAGUGGGACCUGCCUGAGGCGCUGCCCGCCGUCCCGGGUCAGUUCAGGGAGGAGAGUGGUGAGGACGGAGACCCGACGUGUGUCUUCAAGAACUGGAGACACGGUGUGGGACCCACCCAGCUCAGCCCAGCCCAGGAUGACAUGAGGUUCUUCCCGACCCACCAGAGAACCCCGUCAGACUGCAGCAGCGAUGGUUCCAGCACGGGAAACUCUCUCGAGGUGACGCCCAACGUGCAGAACUUGGAGAAAGCUGGAAUCCUGAACAAAACUAAAGUGUCUGAAAACGGCAAAAAAGUCAGGAAAAACUGGACCCAGACUUGGACUGUCCUGCACGGAGGAGUGCUGACGUUCCACAAAGAUCCAAAGUCGGGGGCGCCGGGAGCGUUGAACAAGACCAAUCAGAUCGUCCCUGAGGUCCGGGUGGACCUGCGGGGAGCUGGCAUCGGCUGGGCCUCCAAAGACAAGUCCAGCAAAAAGAAUGUUCUAGAGUUAAAGAGCAAGAACGGUGCCGAGUACCUGAUCCAGUACGACACUGAUUGCAUCAUCAACGACUGGCACAAAGUCUUAAUGGACACCAUACGACAGCUAGAGUACCAGGACACCCAUUCGGAGGGGGAGGAGGCGGACGUGUUUGAGAAGGUUGGCACUUUGGAGCGUGACGACAAGUUCGGAGGAGGCUUUGACGUGCGGAGAUCUUCCAGACUGAGCGUGUACAGCAGCGCCGCAGGAGAGACUGACCCCAAGAAGGUUCGCACCAAGCUGAUGAAGUUCCUGUCCAAGAGACCCUCACUUCAGGCCGUCAAGGAGAAAGGCUACAUCCGAGAUAAUGUGUUUGGCUGCCACCUGGACACUCUGUGUGCUCUGGAGGGAACCACCGUGCCCAGGUUUGUGGAGAAGUGCAUCAAAGCUGUGGAAAGGAGAGGCUUGGACGUCGACGGACUCUACAGAGUCAGCGGGAACCUGGCAGUCAUCCAGAAACUACGCAUCUUGGCGGAUCAUGACCAACUGGACCUGGAAGACGGACAUUGGCAAGACGCUCACGUCCUGACAGGAGCACUCAAGCUCUUCCUGCGUGAGCUUCCUGAGCCUCUCUUCCCCUACAGACACUUCUAUGACUUCAUCACGGCCAUCAAAAUGUUGGAUUACGACAAAAAGGUGGAUCGUAUUUGUAACCUGGUCCAAUCUCUGCCAGCACCCAACCACGACACCAUGGAGCUUCUCUUUGGACAUUUACGCAGGGUGAUCCAGUCGGGUGAGGACAACCGCAUGACGGUGCAGAACGUGGCCAUCGUGUUCGGACCCACGCUGCUGCGACCCGAGCAGGAGACGGGCAACAUCGCCAUGCACACGGUCUUCCAGAACCAGAUCGUGGAGUUGAUCCUGAACGAGUACAAGCGCGUCUUCCACUCCAGCUAGGAGUGCACCGCUCUUAUUUUGAAAGCUCCUUCCUCCCACGUAAAGCAAAUUCCAGAUCCACGUGUGGAACCCCCCCCCACCCCCCCCCUCCCCCCUCAACCUUCUUUUGAAAACCACCUUUAUUUUACCAGCUUUUAUAGCAUUUAUCUUUUUGUGUCUUAUUUUAAUAUUUGAAUGUUGACUUGUUUGUACCCACUGAUCUUAUUGUAUUAUAGAAGUGUAUAGAGCUAUUAACGGCACCCUGCUGUGAAGUAGAGCUAAUAUAGAAUAUUUAAAUAAAGACUUAUAAGCUGUAUUUAACUAAAGAAUAAAAGCAAUUAGCCUGACCAACAGAUACUAAUAGAGAAAAAGUCCUGUAAAUAGAAAGAUGUCAAAAGAAGGUGUU
Entelurus aequoreus (snake pipefish) is the source of this 3071-nucleotide messenger RNA. It is a transcript of the gene arhgap27, whose product is annotated as Rho GTPase activating protein 27. Gene Ontology annotation, biological process: regulation of GTPase activity; signal transduction. The record is from RefSeq and is a predicted model, not a curated record. Gene Ontology annotation, molecular function: protein binding. Gene Ontology annotation, cellular component: cytoplasm. Lineage: Eukaryota; Metazoa; Chordata; Actinopteri; Syngnathiformes; Syngnathidae.